CAAAGACAACAGCUCUCAGGAAGGGCUGUCACCCUGGAGCUGCCGAGGGACAGUCUCCCGGCUCUGAAUUAAAACCUUCUGCUCACGAUGGCGCUGGCCAUGAAGGUGCUGGUGGUGCUGGCUCUGGGGAUGGACCUCUGGCCUUGCUCAGGUUUCCCCGUGUACGACUAUGAUCCCUCCUCCCUGCGGGAAGCCCUCAGCGCCGCGGUGGCCAAAGUGAACGCCCAGUCCCUGAGCCCGUACCUGUUCSGCGCCUUCCGAAGCUCCGUGAAAAGAGUCAAUGUUCUGGAUGAGGACAACGUGAUCAUGGAUUUAGAGUUCAGCAUUCGGGAAACUACGUGCUUGAGAGAUUCUGGAGCAGAUCCCUCUAGCUGUGCCUUCCGGAGGGGCCACUACAUGCCCGCGGCUGCCUGCAGGAGCACAGUGCKGAUGUCGGGCCUGCAGGCGCAGGAGGCGUGGGCUCACUGCCGCUGGCCCUCCACAUCCGAGUCUGACAGCAGCGAAGAGAUGAUUUUUGGGGACAUGAUGAGGUCCUAUAGGUGGAGAAACAAUUAUCUACUUGGUCUCAUUCCUGAGGAACCCAGAAAUGAGCAAUAUUAUGAUCCGUCGCUUGACCUGAGAAGGAGUUUCCCUCCUGGCAAUGGAAGGAGCCCGCGCUACCAGCCCAGACCGAGAGCCAACACUGGCUUCGAGUAACGGCCCUGAGAGUAUCAUAACUGGUCAAGUUGAGCGGAAGGAAUGAAGGAGCACCUGACCGAAAACAAGAUCGCCGUUUUCAAAUUGCCAGUGAAGUUUUCCCUCUGGGGAACUCUCUGGGGCCUGAGACUUGGCUCAUUUAUCAUGGAGUCCCCAGGCCUGACCCAG
Molecule: messenger RNA, 864 nt
Organism: Urocitellus parryii (Arctic ground squirrel)
Lineage: Eukaryota; Metazoa; Chordata; Mammalia; Rodentia; Sciuridae
Gene: Spp2
Product: secreted phosphoprotein 2
Biological process (GO): bone remodeling
Cellular component (GO): extracellular region
Source: RefSeq, a predicted model, not a curated record